AACUUAUACCGCGCGGGCUGAGAAACUUCAAUUUUGUUCACAUGGCGACUCAAAGCAUUGCCCAUAACUCUAUAAAUAAGGAGAACUCUUGAUGAACUCUUCACAAAAUCAUCAGGUUCAAAAUCAGUUUCAAAAUGAAGUCUCUUCACUACUCAAUAUUGCCAGUUCUUUUUAUUGUUCUCUUCUCGUUGUCAUGGGCAACUUCAGCUGAUACCCACGAAGAUUUUCUUCAUUGCCUUUCUUCAUUUCAUCCUGAGGAUUCAUCUUCCAUUUCUCAAGUUAUUUACACAGAAAGAAAUUCAUCAUAUUCAUCUAUUUUGGAGUCUUCGAUUCAUAAUCUUAGAUUCUCUACGCCAACUACCCCCAGACCUUUGGUUAUCGUAACACCAUUGAAUGUUUCCCAUGUUCAAGCAACAAUUCAUUGUUCAAGAAAACAUGGGCUUCAAAUUAGAACUCGAAGUGGUGGUCAUGAUUUUGAAGGUCUUUCCUAUGUCUCUGAAGUUCCAUUUGUCAUCGUUGAUUUGGUUAAUUUUCGAUCAGUCGAUGUUGAUGUAGAAAACCAAGUUGCAUGGGUUCAAUCAGGUGCUAUUACCGGAGAAUUAUACUACAGAAUUGCUGAAAAGAGCAGAACUCUUGCCUUUCCAGGUGCUCUUUGCCACACUGUGGGAAUUGGGGGAUACAUUAGCGGAGGAGGUUACGGCUUAUUGUUUCGAAAAUACGGUCUUGCAGCAGAUAAUGUAAUUGAUGCACAAUUUGUUGACGCUAAAGGGCGAGUUCUCAACAGAAAAUCAAUGGGGGAAGAUCUGUUUUGGGCCAUUCGAGGAGGUGGAGGUGGAAGCUUCGGAAUUGUUCUUUCAUGGAAACUAAAGUUGGUUCCUGUCCCAGCAACUGUGACUGUAUUCUCAGUAAGCAGGACCUUGGAACAAAAUGCAACCCAACUUUUUCAUCGUUGGCAAUACGUUGCACACAAUCUUCCAGACGAUAUAUACUCCGCCGUUUUGAUUUCAACGAUCAAUUCUACUCAAGAUGGGAAUAGGACAGUUGUAGCUACCUUUAUUUCCUUGUUUCUUGGUCGUACAAAUGAGCUUAUUCCAUUGAUGCAAAAGAGAUUCCCUGAACUCGGACUAGUUGAAGAAGAUUGCAUUGAAAUGAGUUGGAUUGAAUCCAUUGUCUUCUUGGGCCAACUUCCAAAUCAAACCUUGGAUAUUUUACUUGACAGGAGUUACCGAAGUCCGCUUCUUAGCCCUUCCUUCAAAGCAAAAUCUGAUUACGUGAAGAAACCAAUUCCUGAAAUUGCAUUGCAGGGGAUAUGGUCCCAACUUUUGGAGGAAGAAGCAACAUCCGCUACUUUAAACAUUAUUUCUUAUGGGGGAAAAAUGGAUCGAAUCUCAGAGACUGCAACUCCUUUCCCGCAUAGAAUCGGCAACUUGUACAAACUAAAUUACAACAUAGGGUGGCAAGAAGAGGAGAACAUGAAUUCUCAAAGGUAUAUAAGCUGGAUUCGGAAACUUUACAGUUACAUGAGCUCUUUUGUGUCGAAAUCUCCUCGAGAGGCGUAUGUUAAUUACAGAGAUCUUGACAUCGGAAUGAAUAACGAAGGCAGAACAAGUUAUGUGCAAGCAAGUGUUUGGGGUCGUAAAUAUUUCAAGAAGAACUUUGACAGGUUGGUACAUGUGAAGACGAAGAUUGAUCCUGAGAAUUUCUUCAGGCAUGAACAAAGUAUUCCUCCUCGAUUUUCUUAACUAAAUAAGAGAGAUAAUAGUAUGAGUUGAAUGUGCAACCUAAUAAAUUUGAUGUGUAGCCGGCUUUGCUUUAUGUUAUUAAUUAGCAGCUAUUGUGUAGCGUAUACUUUCAGCAUUUGACUCCAUAUGUCAUUCAAUAUUAUGAUGAUUGAUGAGCAAUAAAGACUAUUUACUAUUUUCUUUUUAUAUUUAAGGAGAUUAUACAAUGACUCCAUAUGUUAUAUUUUCUUUUUAAUUUGAAUUGAUAAAUAAUCAAUU
This is a messenger RNA of Durio zibethinus, 2000 nucleotides long. Lineage: Eukaryota; Viridiplantae; Streptophyta; Magnoliopsida; Malvales; Malvaceae. The record is from RefSeq and is a predicted model, not a curated record.